UUGCCCAACAGAGCACCAGAAAUCCGUUGACCACAGUUAUUAGGCAGAGGGCAGGGAAACGUUUUUGAGGAAAUGGGUGUAGAGGACUCCUCCUACGUCCAACCCUACAUUCCUCCUCUGCACAGUUUUUUCCCCCAAGUUAACGGUCCCUCCGCAGAAGGAAAACAAGAGGAAAACAGACGAACGGCAACUGCAACGCUCAGAGGAUUAAAGGAGUUUCUAUCCUGCUGCUCCGAAGCUAACGGGUAACCUCAUCUUUCACAACAGUCUGACGGUUACUUUACUACAGGACACAUAUACUGACAGACAUGGUGUGUCUGCUCGUAUCCAUCACUUUGCUGCAUUUGGUCAGCUUGGCCAUGCUUUUCGUCGCCACGCUGGAGAAGUCCUGGUGGGUAUGGACGGAGUCAGAAAUCACCGACCUCUGGCAUAACUGCUUCUUCAUGAACACCACACAAACCUGGGUGUGCGCAUCGACCACUGAAAGCGACUGGCUUCAGUCUGUCCAGGCCCUCAUGACCCUGUCGGUGGUCUUUUCGUCCGUCUCCUUCCUGGUUUUUCUGGGUCAGCUUUUCAUCUUGUCCAGGGGGAAGCUCUUUUACUUUACAGGCCUCUGCCAGGCAUUUGCAGGUUUCACAGACUUUGCCGCUUGCCUCAUCUUCACCUUCCACAAAAAGGAGAUUCUGAGCGAGUCCAGAGAUCUGAGCAAAGGGCGCUUCGGCUACUGUGUCAUCCUGGCAUGGCUGGCCAUCCCUCUUCUUCUCGUCAGCAGCGUCCUGUACGUCCAUCUGCGAAAGAAGCAGUGAAGGAAGCACAAAUGCAUGCAAAUAGGGACCUAUUUCUUCAACCUCAGUGAAGUAAAAUUAGUCUGUAAACUAUGCAUUUAUUUUACUUUUCUCCAUUUAUGAGAUCCAAUCUCAUUGUACCACAUGAAGUAUUUCAUGAAAAACCAUUGAAUAAACUUUGUUUUUAAUAUUUGUUUAUAA
Fundulus heteroclitus (mummichog) is the source of this 986-nucleotide messenger RNA. RefSeq names its product epithelial membrane protein 3 (gene emp3a). NCBI's taxonomy places the organism in Eukaryota, Metazoa, Chordata, Actinopteri, Cyprinodontiformes, Fundulidae. The record is from RefSeq and is a predicted model, not a curated record. Bases 309 to 806 code for a protein of 165 amino acids. The transcript is spliced from 5 exons. Gene Ontology annotation, cellular component: plasma membrane.